AUGCUCCUCGGUGCCUGUGAAGCCGGUGUCUCCCCUGGCUUUGCCUACCUCUUCUCCACCAUCUAUCCCCGCGCCGCCGCUGGCAAGCGCAUCAUGAUGACUAACCUCGCUAAUUGCACGGCGGGUGCAUUCGGUGGCCUAUUUGCGUACGCGGUGCAAACAAUGGGGACGAGAAGAGGCUUGGAAGCCUGGAGAUGGUUGUUCAUUGUCGAGUUCUGUGUCACGAUUGUUGUGGGUGGCAUUGGCUGGUCUAUUCUCCCGACAUCACCCGAGACGGCUUGGUUCUUGAGUAAAGAAGAGCAGGAAACUAUGCUACUGAGAAAGCAGCGCGACGAGAUUUAUCGCGGUCAAGACAAAUUCGAGAAGAAGUGGAUCAAAGAGUCGCUGAAGGAUCCAUUCAUUUACCUCGUAGCUCUGGCCUUCUUCACCUCAUCUGUGGCUAUCACCGGGUUCGGUGUCUUUUUGCCCACCAUCAUUGCUGGUUUAGGGUAG
Messenger RNA from Phaeoacremonium minimum UCRPA7, 492 nucleotides. Its product is annotated as putative high-affinity nicotinic acid transporter protein. Gene Ontology annotation, molecular function: transmembrane transporter activity. The record is from RefSeq and is a predicted model, not a curated record. The coding region runs from base 1 to 492 and encodes 163 amino acids. Gene Ontology annotation, biological process: transmembrane transport. The transcript has a single exon. Gene Ontology annotation, cellular component: membrane. NCBI's taxonomy places the organism in Eukaryota, Fungi, Ascomycota, Sordariomycetes, Togniniales, Togniniaceae.